AUGCCUCGCCCAUUUCGGAUCGGCAUUCCGGUCGACCCCUCGACCGGGUCUGCCGUCCUGCACGCCUCGUCCAGCCUGGGCCCGCGGCAAGGUCCCGACCAACAAGGCGCCAACGGCCAGGACAGUCAGAACCCGAACACUUCGGAUCUCGAAAACAAUGCCAUAAGUAGCUCCAACGCGAGUGGUGGUGGGGGUGGGAACACGAAUGCCACGGCAAUGAUUGUCGUUGGCUCGAUAGUAGGCGUCAUUCUUCUCGUCUGCCUUGUCGUCCUACUUCGAUCAAUGCGCAAGCGCCUAAACCCUGCCUCGAAACAUCGACCUGGGCCUUUGAGGAAAGUAUGGAACAACUUGAGCGGCUCGAAGACUAAAUACAAGCGGACCGGCGACGCCGAUGAUGACGGUUUCAACCGACAAGUCCGCAUGCGCGAAGCCCAGGACAAUCUCGAAGACGCACUACAGGACGUGAAUGUCCAGCGGUCAAUAGCGGGCGGACCAGGGGCAAACAAUGGCCAAGACGGUGUCAACCGGAACACAUCAGUCCGCUCGGUCAUGACUCUCCCUGCUUACCGUCCCAAGGCAAUAGACACGGAACAGGUUAUCGGCCGAGAGGGCGAACGCGACGGCAUCGAUACCGUCGUCGAGCUGCCCACCGCCGAAGAAGACGAGGCCAUGCGAGAGGAUGAGAUGAAUGCAUUGUACCAGAUUCGGCUCGCCCGGCGACAGCAGAUCGCUGAGCGGGAACAGCGCAGACAGGAGCGCCGGGAGGCCAGGGAGCGACACGACCACCGCGCCCUCGAGGACAUCCGGGACCGAGCGCGCGUGGCGUCUCAGCAGGCCACCAGCCAGGUCGAGGAGCUGCGUGACGCUCACGAGCAGAUUAAGCAGAGCCGGCAGCGAGCAGUCAGCAGCGUGAGCUAUGCCGACGUGGGCUUGGUGCGAGCAGAUGGAACGAGGCUGCGGGCCAACAGCGCCGAGAGCGAGCGCGUCGGCCUGCUGAGUGAUGCCGGGAGCAUCGCGCUCAGCACACACGACAGCCACACCCUGCAACACAGGCGGCAACCGAGCUCGCAAAGCGUGCUCAGCAUCGACACCUUCCGCAGCAACCCAGGCAGCUCCGCAUCACGCUCCGGGUCGCCCGGUUUCGGUGGGGGACACAGCAGGGCGGGUUCCAGGAGCCAGCUAGGCGAGGAACUGCCCCGUACAGGAUCCGCCUUCUCACAGCGGGCAGGAUCCAGCCCCGAGCUGAUCGAUGCGGCAGAGGCGGACAUUGGCGAAAACGAUAUGCCGCUUCACUCGCCACCCGGAUACGACGACGUCUCUUUAGAAGAACUCACGCCCGCGCACUCGCAACAGUCCGGCCCAUCAGCCAAUCCAUCGGGGAGGAACAGUCCUUACCCCGAGCCGCCGCCCGACUACCCUGGCCAGCAACACGAGUCCGAGGGGCCGACUCAGGCCCGGCAAAACAGGCUGAGCGCACACAUGGCGGACCUGGCCGAGCAGCAGCGGGCAGAGGGUCAGGGCCAAGGGCACUCCAGGGCCGGCUCGAGAGGAGUCGGCGGGGUGCCACAGCUGCCAAGCCUGAGGCUGAACAGGCUGCCCCAGAUCGUGGUCGAGCCAUCCAGCGCGCUUCCCAGGGACGACCAGGAGCAGGAGCGGAGAUGGUCUUGA
Molecule: messenger RNA, 1668 nt
Organism: Diaporthe citri
Lineage: Eukaryota; Fungi; Ascomycota; Sordariomycetes; Diaporthales; Diaporthaceae
Exons: 2
Coding region: 1-1668 (555 amino acids)
Source: RefSeq, a predicted model, not a curated record